AUGGCGUCCAAGAAGGUCACCACCGCGUUCUCGAAGUACACAGUCCAGCCCACCGGCAUCUAUGCGGCGAUCCACAGGUUUUUCGCGCUCGACCCCAACCGCUCGACCGGCGUUCCCUUGAACCCGCAAUUCCGUAACCCUCCCCCCGGUGGUCUUGACCCUGCCAUCUACGACGAGCCUGUCACCAUCCCCGCCGCCGACAUUGCCGAGAACCCAUACUGGAAGCGCGACGUACGACGACAAUACCCCAGGCUGUCGACCGUCACCCAGGCCGACGCGGUUGCGCUGCUCCAAGUUGGCAGUGCAGCGGCGCCCAAGCAGGACUUGAUUGGCGAGGCUGGCUCCAAGCAGCUGGUUGCUGCACAAGAAGAGGGCGCAAAGGGCCUGGCUGUCGCAUUCGAGAGGAACACUGGCCUGGCAAAGGAUGUGCUUGGCCCCGGUGGCAUGCCCCCUCUGCCCAGCGGUUUGCACGUCAGCGAUGUUGGUGUCAAGAGAUACAAUUUGGAGAAGGAGCAGUCCUACGGAGCUGACUACCCAUGCAGGACAUUCGCUUAA
This is a messenger RNA of Ascochyta rabiei, 555 nucleotides long. RefSeq lists its product as uncharacterized. The transcript is spliced from 3 exons. Lineage: Eukaryota; Fungi; Ascomycota; Dothideomycetes; Pleosporales; Didymellaceae. Bases 1 to 555 code for a protein of 184 amino acids. The record is from RefSeq and is a predicted model, not a curated record.